This is a messenger RNA of Aptenodytes forsteri (emperor penguin), 3266 nucleotides long. It is a transcript of the gene LIN52, whose product is annotated as lin-52 DREAM MuvB core complex component. NCBI's taxonomy places the organism in Eukaryota, Metazoa, Chordata, Aves, Sphenisciformes, Spheniscidae. The transcript is spliced from 4 exons. The record is from RefSeq and is a predicted model, not a curated record. The annotation marks the transcript as partial. Gene Ontology annotation, biological process: regulation of DNA-templated transcription. Gene Ontology annotation, cellular component: DRM complex.
CCAGUGCCCGGUGUUGCCGAGUCCGCCGCCUCCUUCAAAAGCCCUAUUACAAGUUCUCCUCCCAAGUGGAUGGCUGAAUUAGAAAAUGAUGAUAUCGAUAUGUUAAAGGAGUUGGGGAGCCUCACUACAGCUAACCUGAUGGAAAAAGUUCGUGGCCUGCAGAACCUGGCUUAUCAGCUGGGACUGGAUGAAUCUAGAGAAAUGACUCGAGGGAAAUUCCUGAACAUCCUAGAGAAACCCAAAAAGUAGCUGCCACAUCUGGAGUUUGGACAAAAAUACCCAACUAGAUCAUUUUACGUACUGUGGAUCCAGAUGAACCCCAGAACUUCUAAGAAGUACAAAGCUCUUGCUCCAGACCUUCAGAAGCAAACAUCUCUUUUUGCUUCCACAGCUCUUCUCUUUACGGGGAGAUGUGUAUUGCAUACACAGGUCACAAGGACUGCAGUUGGUUGCAUUGGAAUUCGGACUUCGUCUGACCAUAAGAUGUCCAACAGGAGGACUCGGCCCUGACAUGCUGUGGCAAAGUUACCUGUUUUAAUCAGCUAUUCAAAGCGAACAGCCAGAGUGUCCUUAUUCAGUUGCUCUCAGUGGCAGCACCUGUUUGAAGUACACAGCAGAUCUGACGCUGGCCAGUGCGCAUCAUGAGGCAUUGACCCUUUUGUGUGUCUUUUGUCUUAGAUGCAUUGAUUUCCUAUGUGCCGCUUCUGUGCUGAAAGAUUUGAGCAGAGUUUGGGGUGCGGAUUGACCGAUAGCACUGGUUCAGCAGGAGCAUAUGCUUUUAGUGUAGAAGUUGAGUGCAGUCUGUGCGUUAGAUUCCAGUUACUCACUGCCUUCAGAGAAGCAUGUCUGGUACUCCAAGGAGGACCUCCAGACCUUCGGUGUACCGGGAGCUUCAUCUCGCUGCUAAAUGGUUCUCUAGUGAAAUCAAGACUGACAGACCAUAGGGAGUAAGAGGUGUUACUGUAUCAUGAAGGAAAAUAUCCCUACAGAAACUUCGGCCAGUACACAAAGAAACAGCUUUGUCAGUCCACUGCAGUUCUCGGCUUCUUACAGAGCUAGAAACUGAAGAAAGUUAUGAAAGUUGAAAGGUGGUAAUAUUUUCAGUUAGUGCUCCAAGAAGGGGCAACAGGAUUGUUAGCCACAUUGCAAGGCUAGUCUGCUUAUACAAAAUCUUAACACUUCUAAAAAUAACAUUUUGUGGUAUUUUUAAUUACUUACAAAACAGGAACCUCAAAAUUUUCUUCCCCUACAAACCUACAAUUUUUAAAACAGGAUUUUCUGUGACCUGGUCUCUUUCAGCACACAGUUUUGGGCUUUAUUCAUCUUAUAGUUUAAUGUAUUUUACUUCUGUUAAUGCACUUCUGCAUGUUCACCCCUGAGAAGAGGUAAGGAGCGUGUUCAGACUUUUUAUUUUAUUUAAGAGGAAAAUUUUUUUCAUUUCAUCCUCUUUCCUUUUCCUAGAAAAAAACAUUUUAAGCAUUAGUAAAUAUGUUCUUUCUAGGUUACAACAUAAUAUUGAAACAUUGGAUGAAGAGCAGGGUUUUUUCUCCAUUUAGAAAUGUUAUUUUUAGCAUGCAAGCUUUUCAAAACUUGUCAUUUCCCAGGCUGCAGUCACAUGUGAGAGGAGAAAUGACUUGGAAAUAGGCUGUCCUUAGAGCAUUGCAUUUUUUUGUCUUUGCAGAUAGUAGACUCUUUUCAGGUGCAUGUGCAAUAAAAAGGAGGAGAUUUUUUUUAAUCAAAUAGACUUCUCUGAAUUUUUACGAAAAUGCUGGUGGCCUUUCGGCUUUUAGUCUGUGAUCUUGGUUAUUACCUGUCAGAACUAAGCGCAUUUUGGACAGCUCCUGUUAACUAAGUUUAAGCAGUUAAAACCCACAUCCCGGAAAGACCCCUGCACAAAUAGUGAGUAUUUGGGAAUGUCAGGAGUCUGAUUUUAAACUUAACGGAUUUAUUUCUGUACUUCACAGUUUAUGCAGGGCUGAGCUUAACAGGAACGCCAUCCCUUGAGAACACAAGAGUUAAGACAGAUGAAUGUGAAGAGAAGUUAAAAGUGAUAAUUCAGAGAUGGAGAAAAAACCUGCUGGUGCAAACUGAUGUUGAUGUAGCUUAAGUAUCGAAUUAUACAUUUUGAAUGCAAUUUUAAGUUUGUACACUAUAUACAUAAUAUAUAUACACAUAUAUGACAUAAUGGGAUACUUUGUCUGUAUCACCAGUAUGAGCUUGUGCAUUUUAUAGAGGUUUGUUGAUCCAAUACAUUAAGAAACUGAGAUCUGAAAGGAGGAGGAAUAUAGGAGAAGAUAUGAAAGCCCAGCAUGGAAGUAAAUGUAUAUUUUCUGAUACGUUCAGUAAGGAAUUUCAAACUGUAGGUAGUUUUUAGUAACAUACAUAUGUUUUAAAAAAAAAAAGACCACAAAAAGCCUUUUACCAUAUGCAGUACUUAUCUUCUGUAGGGCAGCCAGUAACGUAUGCUUUAGAAUUGUGGUAUUUAUUGGCUUUGUACUUGUCAUCUGUAGAGAUGAGUCAGUGAUAUGGUUUUUUUAUUGGUAAUAUUUAUAUGUAUUUUUGUGUGUUAGCCAGAGAAUUGUAAUCUGUCUGUUACUGCUUUGUGGUUUGAUAAUAAACAAAUGCAAAGCUCAGAGAUUCAUCUGGGUUUCCAAAAUAGCCCUCUGAGAUGCAAAAGCUUUUGCUUAGCCACCUAGGCAAUACUCUUCCUCAGGCUUUUCUUCACACUUCUGCAUGCCACCACCUCAGGGUUUGGCCUGUGGAUGCUCCAUUCCCAUCAGUAAAUAAAUAUUUGGCAAUAUUCAAAUGGUACUAAGGGUUUUCAUACCCUUUUGAAUCCUAUUUUUUUCCUUCGGUGAUGUCCUUCCUGACAUCCCUGCAGUAUCUGUCUAUACAAGAAAAUCUGGGUGACUUCUUGUGGCUGAUAACCUUCUGUAUUUUGAAACAAAAAAAAAAGGUUUGAUAAAUUAAAUGAUGGGAAUGAAGAGUAUAAGAAGAUCAAGAUUUGGUAAUAUUAAUCAAGCUAAUGCAUUGCUUUAUAAAGUGUUUUCAUGUGUUGAUAUGUUAAAUGUUACUGUGAGGUUCUUGGAAAUAAACCCAAUAUGUAUUUAGUUCCUUUUAAAUGCCAGUGUUACAUAUAUUCAGUUGUAAAGGCUAUUCACUUCAGUCUUGGAGUAUCAAAUGCUUUGCUGCUUAAUCCAACUGAGAAGAAAUUCUUGUUUGUUACAUUAAUCAUUAUCAAAAUAAAAGUCUAGUUGCACUGGCAA